This is a messenger RNA of Heterostelium album PN500, 2898 nucleotides long. Its product is annotated as FNIP repeat-containing protein. The record is from RefSeq and is a predicted model, not a curated record. Lineage: Eukaryota; Evosea; Eumycetozoa; Acytosteliales; Acytosteliaceae. Bases 1 to 2898 code for a protein of 965 amino acids. The transcript has 6 exons.
AUGAAUAAUAAUAAUAAUAAUAAUAAUAAAAACGAUAAUGAUGCAAAUUUAUUUGUAAAUCUAUCUCACCUGUUAUUGACAAAGAUUACUGAUAGAUUGCGUGAUAACAUAGAUAGAAUUUGUUUAAGUUUAGUUUGUAAAAGAUUAUACAAUGAAAGAAAUAAAUAUCUUACAUUUAAUACAAGAUUUAUCAACUCUAUCCAUAAAGAUAAUACAAAGGAAAUCUAUUUAAAUUCAUACAAAUCAAUUUUAAUCAACUCCUUCAAUCAAAAAACAAAUUGUACAUUAUUAUAUGAUAAACAAAUGAAUAUUGAUAAAAUAGAUUCAAAUGUAAUUCAAGUAGACUAUGAUUCCGACUUUUCAGGAAAACUAGAAGUUAAUCAAUCGAUUUCAGAGAAACUCUAUCAAUUGAUAGCUAAUUCCAAUGUAGUCAAACUGGUAGCGUGUCAAACACUGAGAUAUCAACUGCCAUCGAAUUUAAUAUCGCUAGAAUUCGAUCCACAAUUUAAUGAACCACUGGAGCCAGGUUUUCUUCCUCCAAAUCUAAGGAAACUUAGAUUUGGAUUCAAGUUUAACCAAAUAAUCAAGCAUGGUAUCCUACCAAAUAAACUGGAGAAACUAACACUUGGACAGGUGUAUAAUCAACCACUUGAACCAGGUGUAUUACCAACGUCAUUGAAAGUUCUUAAAAUGACUGGUACCUCUUGGUUCGACAAACAGGAUCUAAAAGUUGGAUCGUUACCUCCAGCUCUUGAAGUGUUCCGUUACACUGGACAUUCCUCAGAGUUCAUCGAAGGUAUACUACCUACUACCGUUCAUACAUUUAUGGGUGUACCAUUCUCAUGGAUUACCUCACCAUUGUUCAAAUCAUAUUGCAAUCUAAAAUCAUUGACUGUUCGUCACUCACCAAGUAACCAUCAAUCUAUUUUAGAUUUACAAGUCAUCCCUGCCUCCGUAACAAAGUUAAUUAUCUUUGAUGACAUUCAUUUGAAAUCAACGAUGCCUCCAACAAUCAAAUAUCUCGAUAUUACCUGUGCACAAUAUGAUAUCGAUGAGAUAUUCAAUGAUCGAUCGAUCUAUCAUUUCGAAACUCUCAAAAUCGGUGGAUUCAUACUGGAUUCUCUUGAGAAUAUCAAGGUCGAUCACUUACAUCUUGCAUUUAGAGAUGAAUACGAAGGUCAAGAGUUAUUAAGAGAUAUACCAAAUGCUAUUAAAGUUCUAAGCUUUGACUAUUGUAUGGCCGAGAUAUUAAUUCAAAGUGAGAUACCAGCUUCAGUUAAAGUUGUUAAAAUCGAAAACAAUACAAAGUAUAACCGCUUUGACUUUAUACCAAAUACACUUGAAUCGCUAGUAAUUAGAGAUGACAUUGGAACAUCCUUUUGCAGUCUUCCAGAGCUAGUAAAUCCUCUUACAAUUCCAACAACCGAUAUAUUAAUUCCCAGAGAUCUUUCAAACAUCUGUUUCAAACAGAUAAAUGAUCGAAUCUUUAGGAGGUUCCAAUUAAAAGGGAACAAAAACUUUACAGUUUUAGUUGAAACUUCCGUCCGCAUGCGCAACAAUAUUACCAAGAGCAAAAGUAUAGCAUAUAACAAACUUUUUGGUUUAAAUUCUUAUAAUUAUCAAAUUGAUAGCGCUAGAGAAUGCAAAUCAAACUGUUCUCUCUAUAUCUCUACUUUGGAUGAUGAUUUAAUCAAUCAAUCCUAUGAAUAUGAUUACUAUUUAAAUCAUAAAUCUAUUGGUAAAGAAAUAUUAAGAUUCCCAGAAACAAUUGUACGAAUCUACUUUUCAAAUGAUUUCAAUCAAUGUAUAGCUCAUUAUAAAUCAUUGUUUGAAAAUUCAAAUGUCAAAGAACUUCAUUUUGGAAAGCAUUUCAAUGUGGCGAUUCAACCCGGUUCUUUACUCAAUGUAGAAACCAUUAUAAGAGCAGAUGUUCUGCCACCAUCACUUGAAUAUCUAUCGUUUGGUGAUUGCUUUCAUGAAACCCUAGAAGUGCCAUUACCACCAGACCUUCGAGUUUUAAAGUUUGGAAAAUUCUACGAGGAAACAGUUAGAGACGAUGUUCUACCGCAAGGACUGUUGAAAGUAAGGAACUUUCCAUAUCCCUCAAGAGCGCUUUUACCAAGCUCAACCAAAACCAUUAGCUUUUCUCAGCUGAGCGAUACACCGUUCGAACCACAACCCGGUGAUCUCUCAUCAAACUUCACCUCGAUUGACAUCAAGAAUAUCUCACGUUAUCUAAUGCCAGGAGCACUACCACAAUCUACUGUCAAACUUAAACUCGGUCAAUACUUUAAUCAGAAUAUCACUGUAGAUCUCAUCCCUAGAUCAGUAGAGAAACUCUACUUGGGAGAGAGUUUCAAUGUAUCGAUCAAACCAAAUGUACUACCGAAAUCACUCAAAGAAUUGAUAUUCUCACCAUUUUUCAAUCGUACACUUCAACCGAAAAGCAUACCGGAAUCUGUCGAGUCGAUCACUUUUAAUGGGUUUUAUUCUUGUUCUAUUAAAGCAGAUAUUCUACCUGCAAGCGUUCGUCAUCUGACUUUCAAAGCCGACAAUUGUCUCUUGCAAAAACCUGGUAUCAUUCCAACGACCGUCAAAUCAAUGGAAUUAAACAAUCAGAGAAUCAAAGAAGGUGUUAUUCCGUUAUCGGUUGAAACUCUUACCAUUUCAAUAGAGUUUUUCAAGUUUAACAAACUAAAGAUAAUACCUCUCACCAUCAAUACCAUCAUAUUGAAAUUGGAAGAAGAUGUCAGAUUCAAUCUUAAAAGAAUUGGUCAAACAUCUUUUAUUAUCAUGAGUGAUCAUUCAUCAAGUGGUGCAUUCAUAAGUGAUUCAUUCUUUGAAAACUUUGAAAAAAUGAAAUCAAUUUUAAAUCUUUAUAAAUUAAAAUCUAUUUAA